Euleptes europaea (tarantolino) is the source of this 1090-nucleotide messenger RNA. RefSeq names its product LDL receptor related protein associated protein 1 (gene LRPAP1). Gene Ontology annotation, cellular component: endoplasmic reticulum; rough endoplasmic reticulum lumen; endomembrane system. The transcript is spliced from 8 exons. The record is from RefSeq and is a predicted model, not a curated record. Gene Ontology annotation, molecular function: heparin binding; very-low-density lipoprotein particle receptor binding; lipase binding. Gene Ontology annotation, biological process: negative regulation of very-low-density lipoprotein particle clearance; negative regulation of receptor internalization. NCBI's taxonomy places the organism in Eukaryota, Metazoa, Chordata, Lepidosauria, Squamata, Sphaerodactylidae. Bases 1 to 1080 code for a protein of 359 amino acids.
AUGCGGCCGCCGCUCCUGCCUGCGCCGCUCGGGGCCCUGCUGCUGCUGCUGCUGCCGCCGCUGCUGGUGCUGCCGCCGCCGGCCCUCAGCUCCGCCGCCGCCGCCGCCCAGGAGGCGGGCCGCUACUCGCGCGCGGCCAACGAGGCCCCCCCCGCCGAGUUCCGCCUGGUCAAGCUCGAGCAGCUCUGGCAGAAGGCCAACCGGCUUCAUCUCUCUGCUGUGAAACUGGCUGAGCUGCACAGCGACCUCAAGAUUCAAGAGAAGGAUGAGCUGAGCUGGAAAAAACUGAAGGCAGAAGGGCUGGAUGAAGAUGGAGAAAAAGAAGCCAAGCUCAGGCGGAGCCUACACGUCAUUAUGGCUAAAUAUGGCCUGGAUGGCAAAAAGGACGCUCAUCUUGGGGGCACAAACUACAUCAAGGAUGGCCUGGAAAACGACGUGCUGGAUGACCCUAGACUGGAGAAGCUGUGGAACAAGGCCAAAGCCUCGAACAAGUUCUCCGAGGAGGAGCUGGAGAAACUGCGGAGGGAGUUCAGGCACCACAAGGAGAAAGUCCACGAUUACCAUCUCUUGCUGGAGACUGUGAGUCGUACCGAAGAUCUUUCUAAAAAUGUGAUUCACCCUCUGGAAGAGGAUGCGCUGAAGGAGGAACUCUUGCAUCAGAAGCACCGAGAGCUGAAGGAGAAGCUCCAGAGCAUCAACCAGGGCUUUGAGCGGCUGCGCAGAGUCAGUCACCAGGGCUACGACGCCACCAGCGAAUUUGAAGAGCCCAGAGUGAUUGACUUGUGGGAUAUGGCGAAACUAGGCAAUUUUACAGAGCAGGAACUCGGAUCACUUCGGGAAGAACUGAAACAUUUUGAAGCAAAAGUGGAAAAGCACCAUCAUUAUCAGAAGCAGCUGGAGAUUUCCCAUGAGAAGCUGAAGCACGUGGAAGGGACUGGCGACAAGGAGCACCUGAGCAGAAGCAAGGAGAAGUACGCUCUGCUCGAAGACAAGACCAAGGAGCUGGGCUACAAGGUCAAGAAGCACCUGCAGGAUUUGUCGGGCAGAAUCUCCAGAGGUCUUCAACACAAUGAACUCUGAAGCUCUUUGC